GAGAAAGAUUACUUUUUGUAUUAGACGAUCCACCAGAUAAGCAAUAUAAUAUAAUGGAUCCUUACAAUCUAACAAAUUCAAUAGGUAUGAGUGAAUUUUUUGAAGAAAACGAAAUUCAAGAGCCAUUCAUAAUUAAAUCAGAUAAAAUAAUUUAUAUAAUUGAUGGAAAAGUGUCAAUUAAAGAUUUAGUACAUGAUAAUUCUGACGAUUGGGUUAAAUAUUUACGAAAAGAACUGAAGGACACAAACAGUAUUACAACACCAUGUGAAAAGACAAUUGAAAUUAUUAGAAAUAGAUUAAAUAAUAACUGUAAUGCAUAUAUUACUGAUAACAAUGAAUUUCCAGGGAAUUAUUUAAAAUGGGGAUUAGAAUUAAGCCAUAAAUCAGUUAUGAUUACAGUACUUGAAUUUAACUAUCGCAAGAAAGAUUGGCAUCCAGAUAGUAAAAAAAAGUGUCUAAAAAUUCUUCCAUCUUUUUAUCCAGAUGAAAAAAAAUUCAUAUUACAUUGUGAAGUUCUUUAUAAUGAUGAUUUUAUUACGAUUACACGUAUUGGUGUAAUUAUCUGGACUUUUAAACUUUGUAGAAUAGCUAAGACGAAAAUCAUUAAGAUGCAUUAUUAUUGGAAUAAUUGUAAUCGUAGUUUAGAGGAUUUCGUACUUGACAAUAACGGUAGUUUCGAUUUUGAAGAAUUCAAGGAUCUCUUUAAUGACUGGACUCUAGGGCGAAUUCUUCCUCCUUCAAAACUAUCAGAAAAUCAUCCUGCAUUUAUAGCUAGUACUUUAUCUUAUAUAGCAUUUGUAGUUCCUUCUGCAAUAGUAGAUCAAGAAUCUACUUCUUCUCAUCUUUCUAGUUACGGAAGAUAUUGUCAUUUAUCUAAAACAUCAUUUUUUGAUAUUUUAACGUCUAAUAUUUUGGAUCAUUUAAUCAAUUUUCAAGAAAGUUUUCAAAAAAGUUUUCAAAAAUUUAAAAAUA
Messenger RNA from Scutellospora calospora, 972 nucleotides. The record is from the annotation of a GenBank genome assembly. NCBI's taxonomy places the organism in Eukaryota, Fungi, Glomeromycota, Glomeromycetes, Diversisporales, Gigasporaceae.